Lepus europaeus (European hare) is the source of this 1499-nucleotide messenger RNA. RefSeq names its product solute carrier family 16 member 11 (gene SLC16A11). Lineage: Eukaryota; Metazoa; Chordata; Mammalia; Lagomorpha; Leporidae. Gene Ontology annotation, molecular function: monocarboxylic acid transmembrane transporter activity. The coding region runs from base 111 to 1457 and encodes 448 amino acids. Gene Ontology annotation, biological process: transmembrane transport; monocarboxylic acid transport. The transcript is spliced from 5 exons. The record is from RefSeq and is a predicted model, not a curated record.
CAGGCUGGGCUCCCGCUCGGCUCUCUCCCCUCCGGGGCCCCGCCCGCCCGGGAAGCGAGGAGAAAACCGAGCCCUCCCCUUCCCCCACCGCCCGGAGAGGUCGGACGGCCAUGACCGCCAAGCCGGCCGGACCCCCGGACGGGGGCUGGGGCUGGGUGGUGGCGGCCGCGGCCUUCUUGGUGAACGGGCUCUCCUACGGGCUCCUGCGUUCUUUGGGCCUCGCCCUCCCUGCCCUCGCCGAACACUUUGACCGCAGCGCCCAGGACACGGCGUGGGUCAGCGCCCUGGCCCUGGCCGUGCAGCAGGCAGCCAGCCCAGUGGGCAGCGCCCUGAGCACGCGCUGGGGGUCGCGCCCGGUGGUGAUGGUUGGGGGCGUCCUGACUUCGCUGGGCUUCGUCUUCUCGGCUUUCGCGGGAAGUCUGCUGCACCUGUACCUCGGCCUGGGCCUCCUCGCCGGCUCCGGCUGGGCCCUGGCGUUCGCGCCUGCCCUGGGCACCCUCUCGCGCUACUUCUCGCGCCGUCGAGUCUUGGCGGUGGGGCUGGCGCUCACGGGCAAUGGGGCCUCCUCGCUGCUGCUGGCGCCCGCCUUGCAGCUCCUCCUGGACACUUUCGGCUGGAGGGGCGCCCUGCUCCUCCUGGGGGCCAUCACCCUCCACCUCACUCCCUGCGGCGCCCUGCUGCGCCCCCUGGCCCUCCCUGGCGACUCCCCGAGCCCACCCCGCGGCCCCGUGGCUGCCCUCGGCCUGGGUCUCUUCACGCGUCGGGCCUUCGCAGUCUUCGCUCUGGCCACGGCCCUGAUCGGGGGAGGGUACUUCGUCCCCUACGUGCAUUUGGCCCCGCACGCUUUGGAUCGGGGCCUCGGGGGGUACGGGGCUGCGCUGGUGGUGGCGGUGGCUGCCGUGGCGGAUGCGGGCGCCCGGCUGGUCUGCGGGUGGCUAGCGGACCAGGGCUGGGUGCCCCUCCCGCGACUGCUGGCUGUGUUCGGGGGUCUGACCGGACUGGGGUUGCUGGCGGUGGGUCUGGUCCCCGCGACGGAGAGCGAGGAGGGCUGGGGGCGCCCCCUGCUGGCCGCAGCCGGUGCCUACGGGCUGAGCGCCGGCGCUUACGCCCCACUGGUGUUCGGCGUGCUCCCGGGGCUGGUGGGCCUCGGCGGUGUGGUGCAGGCCACGGGGCUGGUGAUGAUGCUGAUGAGCCUGGGGGGCCUCCUGGGCCCGCCCCUGUCAGGUUUUCUAAGGGACAAGACAGGGGACUUCACCGCCUCCUUCCUAGUGUGCAGCUCUCUCAUCCUCUCCGGCAGCGUCAUCUACACGGGGCUGCCCGGGGCGCUGCCCACCUGCCGCCACCGGGCCUCCCCUCCAGCCACGCCUCCCCCUGAGAGGGGGCAGCUGCUCCCUGCGCCCCAGGUUGCCCUGCUCUCCCCAGGAGGCCCGCAGGCCACUCUGGACACCACUUGUUGAUCCGUUUCCUGUUUGAGUCCAGCCCCCAAUAAAGAAAUUGUA